Pseudopodoces humilis (Tibetan ground-tit) is the source of this 2289-nucleotide messenger RNA. RefSeq names its product FERM domain containing 5 (gene FRMD5). Gene Ontology annotation, cellular component: cytoskeleton. Gene Ontology annotation, molecular function: cytoskeletal protein binding. The record is from RefSeq and is a predicted model, not a curated record. Lineage: Eukaryota; Metazoa; Chordata; Aves; Passeriformes; Paridae. Gene Ontology annotation, biological process: actomyosin structure organization.
UGCCAAGGGCCAGUACCUGUUUGACCUUCUCUGCCACCACCUGAACCUGCUGGAGAAGGAUUACUUUGGCAUCCGCUUUGUGGACCCCGACAAGCAAAGGCACUGGCUGGAGUUUACCAAGUCGGUUGUGAAGCAGAUGCGGGCCCAGCCUCCCUUCACCAUGUGCUUCCGUGUCAAGUUUUACCCCACGGACCCCGCGGCGCUGAAGGAGGAGAUCACCAGGUACUUGGUGUUCCUGCAGAUCAAGAGGGAUCUGUACCACGGGCGGCUCCUGUGCAAGACGUCGGACGCGGCGUUGCUGGCUGCCUACAUCCUGCAGGCUGAGAUCGGUGACUACGACCCAGGGAAGCACCCGGAAGGCUACAGCUCCAAGUUCCAGUUCUUCCCCAGACACUCGGAGAAGCUGGAGAGGAAAAUCGCGGAGAUCCACAAGUCGGAGCUGAGUGGGCAGACACCAGCUACUUCAGAGCUGAAUUUCCUCAGGAAAGCCCAGACUCUGGAGACUUACGGGGUUGACCCACACCCGUGCAAGGACGUGUCCGGCAACGCGGCGUUCCUGGCCUUCACCCCCUUCGGCUUCGUGGUCCUGCAGGGAAACAAGAGAGUUCACUUCAUCAAGUGGAACGAGGUGACCAAGAUGAAAUUCGAAGGGAAGACUUUCUAUCUGUACGUAAGUCAGAAGGAGGAGAAGAAAAUCGUUCUCACCUAUUUUGCGCCGACACCAGAAGCCUGCAAACACCUCUGGAAGUGUGGGAUCGAGAACCAGGCUUUCUACAAGUUGGAGAAGUCGAGCCAGGUGCGGACGGUGUCCAGCAGCAACCUGUUCUUCAAGGGCAGCCGCUUCCGAUACAGCGGCCGCGUCGCCAAGGAGGUGAUGGAGUCCAGCGCCAAGAUCAAGAGGGAGCCCCCCGAGAUUCACCGGGCCGGGCUGGUGCCGAGCCGGAGCUGCCCCUCCAUCACGCACGGGCCCCGGCUGAGCAGCGUGCCCCGCACCCGGCGGAGAGCCGUCCACAUCUCCAUCAUGGAAGGCCUGGAGUCCCUCCGUGACAGCGCCCACUCGACCCCGGUGCGCUCGGCUUCCCACGGCGACGCCUUCGCGGGUCCCGGCCGGGGCGGCCGCGCCGAGAGCAGCGAGCGGGUGGCCGUGAUCGCCGACGAGAGCUACAGCCCCGCCGACAGCGUGCUGCCCACGCCCGUGGCCGAGCACAGCCUGGAGCUGAUGCUGCUGUCCCGCCAGGCCAACGGGGCCCCGUGCAGCAUCGAGGAGGAGAAGGAGUCGGAGGCGGGCACGCCGGCGGCGGAGGCGGAGGGCGAGCUGCGGGCUCUGUGCCCGGGCGCCGGGGGCCUGGGGCCGGCACAGGCCCAACAGGUGAAUAAGUUUCUUUUAAGUGUCCUCCGUUUGCUCCUUGUGACAGUUGGACUCCUCUUUGUUUUGCUCCUCCUCCUGAUCGUCCUUACCGAGUCCGACCUUGACACUGCCUUUUUCCGUGAUAUCCGCCAGACCCCAGAGUUCGAGCAGUUCCAUUACCAAUACUUUUGUCCCCUCAGGCGAUGGUUUGCCUGCAAGCUCCGCGCCGUGGUAAACCUGCUCAUUGACACCUGAAGGCAGGAGCCACCACGGGGGCCAGGACCUGCCGCCGGCACUCACUAACCCUCCCCUCCCGACCCAGAGCCCGGCCGGCCGAGGAGGCGGCUUUCCGGGAGGAAGAGGAGGGUGGGCGCAGCCCCCGGAGCCCCCUCCUCCCCGUGCUCCCACCCCCGGAGCCCGCACACCUCCCACCCCGAUCCCCCGCGCACGACUUGGGAAGCACCGAGCAGAGGGGAAUUCGCUGCUCCGCCGCCCGCGCAGCGGCCGGGGCUGGCGGGGCCGUUCCGCAGGAGCUUUAGCAAUGGUGCUACUGAGGUUUCAUUUAACACUCGUGUACUGUUACGGUAUUCGGUCCGCACUGUGCCCGCCGCCCCCGCCCUCCACGAAGCUCUUGGCAGAGCCCGCCCCGCUCCCCGGAGCCUCCUGCGAGGGGACGCGGCCGCCCCGGGUCCCCUCCCCGCAGCGCGGCCACCCGGAGCCCUCGCCCUGCUGCGGACUCGGCCCUUCGCCUCUUUUCUAAGCCUUGAAGCGUCGGUGCUCCCGGGGGCAGGGGAGCAUGGAAGCCAGGGGACGCCGGGCACGCGCGGCCAAACCUGGCGUGGAGCUGGAGUGACUGUGUCAGAUUUCUUGGGAUGACCUUUACCCUCCGCCAGCUGUACCUGUUUUGUAAAAAAAAAAACAAGCAAAAAGGAAAAAAAAAA